AUGAAUUUUUCACCGGAUAACCCAUAUAUUCAACAUAAUAAAGAUAUUAUUAAUAAACCUUUACAACAAGAAAAAACAAUUGUUAACGCACCACCUCCAAAGAAACAGGCGAGAAAACUUUGUAUUGGAAACACGUAUUCUUCUAAAAUUGAUUUUGAAGUUGCAGACCCUAUAACUGUUAUCGAUUCAACAAUUCCAGAAUAUGAUCGUUAUCAUUUGAUAAGAAUAAAAGUUGAUUCUGAAAAUAAUCCAUUUGUAAAUUGGAAAAUUAUGCCAAACGACUAUAAAGUUCCCGAAAAUUAUUACGCAAGAUGCAGUAAAACAGAAACUUCAAUAAAUGGAAAUCGUAUACGUAUUGAUGCAUUUUCAGUUAUUCCUAAGAGUAUGAAUUCAAAUACAUUUUUUGAGAUGGAAAUAGAACUUAAUGAAGGAUUCAGUUAUUGUGUUUUUAAUUGUCAAGAAGAGGAUGUUGAUGAAGAGUUGCAACCGAAAGAACAGGAUAUAACUGAAAUAAUUAACAAAGAUAAAUCUGAUGAAGACACAGUUUUAUCUCAAGAUGGAAAAUCUAAUAAUGAAGAGACAACACAGAAAAUACCUGUUGAUCAGGUCAAUAACGACCAAAAUAUUAAAUCAAAUGUCGAAAAAAUUCAAUACGUUUUAAAGG
This is a messenger RNA of Cetraspora pellucida, 664 nucleotides long. The record is from the annotation of a GenBank genome assembly. Lineage: Eukaryota; Fungi; Glomeromycota; Glomeromycetes; Diversisporales; Gigasporaceae.